Messenger RNA from Rana temporaria (common frog), 3783 nucleotides. Its product is annotated as zinc finger BED domain-containing protein 6-like. The transcript has a single exon. The coding region runs from base 128 to 2920 and encodes 930 amino acids. The record is from RefSeq and is a predicted model, not a curated record. Gene Ontology annotation, molecular function: protein dimerization activity; DNA binding. NCBI's taxonomy places the organism in Eukaryota, Metazoa, Chordata, Amphibia, Anura, Ranidae.
GUGUGUGCUGACCGUGUUUGCCUGAAGCUUGCCGGGAGCUGCCAAUUGACAGAAAGAGAUCCCCCCUCCCCCCUCCUCCUUCCCGAAGAAGAAGAAAGUGUCAGGGUUCUGUGCGUGAGCGACCCCCAUGACACCAAUGCGAGGCUCCGGCGAUGCUGCCCUCGCCUCUCGCUCUCAGGGGGCCAGACUCCGGACAAGUUCCAGCCAUGGCACACCAGGGAGCGGCGGUGGUCCUGCACGGGGUUCGGCAGUCUGGCAAUUUUUCUCCACAUCCCCAGAAGAUGUGUCUGUGGCCGUAUGCAACUUAUGUGAGCAGAGGCUAAGCCGGGGCCGCCCGGGGACCCAUUUGGGAACUUCGGCACUCAUACAGCACAUGCGACGCCAUCAUACCAUCCUAUGGGAGAUGUGCAGUGGCCAACAACGCCAAGCCCUUCCUCCUCGUCAUCAGUCCAGUUUUCAAUCCAAGACCCAGAGAGCAUCAUCAUCGUCCUCAUCGUUUGCCGCUGCCGCCCACAGCGCCCAGACCUCUCCGGGGCAGGAAGACUCAGCCAUCUGUUGUAGCGAUGAUGAAGAAGGCGACACGGCCGGUACUAAAAGCAAGUUGGACCACAGUGGCUCUUCGGCUAUGCACAGUCAGCCUCACUCCCACCAGCAGCAAGAGCAUAACCCUUCUCCGCCACCUCCCUACAGUCACCAACCAUCCAUUGUGGAGUGUCUGGAACAGAAACACGAUGCCAAUCAUCCGCUGGUACGCCAACUCAAUGCCCACCUGGCCAGGUUGCUGGUGAUGCAGUCGCUGCCGUACCAGCUUGUGGAUUCCAACUCUUUUCAGAAACUCAUGGAGUGCGCUCAACCUCGAUGGAAGAUCCCAAGCAGCCACUACUUCUCUAACAAGGCUAUCCCUGCCCUCUACGCUCAUGUCACCAAGAACGUCGCCCAUUCCCUCGAUUUCUCCCUUUGUAGCUCAGUGCACACCACUGCCGAAAUCUGGAGCAGCAGCCACAGUCAAGAACAGUACUUGGCUUUCACAGCCCAUUGGGUCAACUUAGUAACUAGCAGUGACAACGCAUCAUGUUCACAGGGGCAGGAGGUGGAACUUGUAACACCACCACGAAUGGCCAGGUCAAGCUCUGAGACCAGACGUUUGUCCCUGUCUUCCAUAUCUUCUUCAGAGGACCAAUCCCGAUCUCCAACAGCAAAACAGCCAGCAAGUACUUGUCUUCCUCCUUAUCAUACCUGUAAGAUGAAGCGCUGCCGCGCCAUAUUGCACCUCAUGAGCCUCGGGGACAGAAGUCACACAGCGGGCGAGUUGCUGGCAUGUAUCAACCAACAGAUUGCCCGUUGGUUUUCCCCCCACCUUCUUCAUGUGGGCAAUGUGGUCAGUGACAAUUCCAAGAGCAUAGCUACUGCACUGCGCAUGGGGCAACUAAAAAAUUCCCCCAGCUUCACUCACAUCGUAAACUCAGCGGUGCAUUCCUUUCUCACCAACUAUCCAGGUUUGGAAAAUGUCUUGGGCAUGGCCAGGAGAGUCUGCUCCCAUUUCAGCAGAUCUUACGCGGCAAAAAACGCUCUCUUGGACUUGCAAAGACAGAACGGCCUCCCUUUUCACAAGCUUAUCUGCGACGUCCCCAUGCAAUGGAAUUCCACCCUGCAGAUGCUUGACCGACUCUACGAGCAACGCAAAGCAGUAGAUGACUACAUGAUGCACCGCGGCACCAACGCGGUCAACGUGUGCUUGUUUGAACCCCGCCAAUGGCAGAUGAUCAGGGAUGUGUGUCACCUUCUAAAGCCCUUCGAAGAGGCCACCAGGUUUGUCAGUCGGGAGAACUGCGGCUUGAACGAUGUCAUCCCACUCAUCUUUAUACUGGAGAAGGCCCUGACAUUGAUGCAGCAAGGUAAAGAAGAAGAAGAAGAUGAAGUGAAGGAUCUGACUGGCUGUCGUGUAUCUGUUGGUGUAACGUUUGGGGGGGGCUCUGCACAGGAGGAAAUGGAGGAUGAUGAGGAAGGUCAACAUUUCAUACAUUCGAAGUCUGAAGAGAAGAUUCGCCCUUCAAUUCCUUUGAAAGAGGGUGAAGAGGAGGCAAUGUCAUUGCCAGUUGGGGAUGAGGCUGACCACCUGUCUAGCAGGUGUGCCAGUAGUGACCAUGACGAUAACCACAACGAGGAAUUUCAGUGGGGGGUGGGGAAUGACUCUACUAUGGGCUCAGAGACACUGGCAGGUAUGGCCAGCUACAUGCUGACUUGUUUGCAGAGUGACAUGCAUAUUACGGAUAUUAAGCUGAGGGAUGACUAUUGGGUGGCCACACUUCUGGACCCGCGCUAUAAGAGCAAGAUGGGGAAAUUUUUUGAAGCUUCUGAAAGGGAAACAAAACUCCGGCAUUACCAGUCUACACUCUGCAGCCUGCUUGCAGCCGCUUUUACUGAGCAGACACCGAUAAGCCCCCCACCUGAGGAUGAGGCGCCUCUCCGCUCCCCGCUGCCCCAUCAAUCCAACACCUUCACCAAAACCAGCAGCACCAGCAGCAUCCACUACAGUUUAUUUGACAUGAUGGAGAAUUUUUUCCAGCCACCGCCCUACACUGAGCCAUCCAACCAAAGAUAUAAGCAACAUUUCGAAAAGAUGGUGACCUCCUACCUGGACUGUUCCCUGGUCCCAGACAACCUGAGCUACGACCCCAUGAACUACUGGGUGUGCAAACUGGACCAGUGGCCCGAGCUGGCUCAGUUUGCCAUCCAGCUGCUCACCUGUCCACCCUCGAGUGUCCUUUCAGAAAGAGUAUUCCGCGAGGUAGGUGGCGUCAUCCACCCCAAAUGUACAAAGCUGUCUGCUGCAAGAGUGGAGAGACUGACCUUUAUCAAAAUGAAUGAAAGCUGGAUAAGUGACAACUUUCUGCCCCCCCCGCCCGAUACUACCGAAUAGAUCCAUCGCUUAUAGCUGGAACCCAUCCACUGCCCAAUGCCUGCCUGCUGCAGCCACCAGAGACUGGAACCAAUCCACUGCCCAAUGCCUGCCUGCUGCAGCCACAGAGACUGGAACCAAUCCACUGCCUGCCAGCUGCAGCCACCAAAGACUGGAAGCCAUCCACUGUCCAAUGCCUGCCAGCUGCAGCCACCAAAAACUGGAACCUAUCCACUCCUAAUGCCUGCUGCUGCAGCCACAGAGACUGGAACCUAUCCACUGCCCAAUGCCUGCCGGAUGCAGCCACAGAGACUGGAACCUAUCCACUGCCCAAUGCCUGCUUGCCGCAGCCACCAGAGACUGGAACCCAUCCACUGCCCAAUGCCUGCUUGCCGCAGCCACCAGAGACUGGAACCUAUCCACUGCCUGCCUGCCGCAGCCACCAGAGACUGGAACCUAUCCACUGCCCAAUGCCUGCCCGCUGCAGCCACCAAAGACUGGAACCUAUCCACUGCCCAAUGCCUGCCCGCUGCAGCCACCAAAGACUGGAACCUAUUCCCUGCCCAAUACCUGCCCGCCGCAGCCACCAGAGACUGGAACUAAUCCACUGCCCAAUGCCUCAUGGCUGCAGCCACAGAGACUGGAACCUAUCCACUGCCCAAUGCCUGCCCACUGCAGCCACCAAAGACUGGAACCUAUUCCCUGCCCAAUGCCUGCCCGCCGCAGCCACCAGAGACUGGAACCAAUCCACUGCCCAAUGCCUGCCGGCUGCAGUCACAGAGACUGGAAUCUAUCCACUGCCCAAUGCCUGCUUGUCGCAGACACCAGAGACUGGAACCUAUCCACUGCCUGCUUGCCGCAGACACCAGAGACUGGAACCUAUC